This is a messenger RNA of Soboliphyme baturini, 996 nucleotides long. The record is from the annotation of a GenBank genome assembly. Lineage: Eukaryota; Metazoa; Nematoda; Enoplea; Dioctophymatida; Soboliphymatidae.
AUGGACAAGGUUUUGCACGUGCCAAUGCCGUUCACGGCCAGCGGUCAGACAAUUAACGAUCGUCUGACUGCCGCGUACCACUCGUUAGCCGGUUCUCAACUGGGCAAGACGGUGUGCAAGGCUACCACUGAGGAAAUAAUGGGCCCAAAGAAAAAGCACCUAGACUAUCUGCUUCAUUGUUCUCACGAGCCGAACGUCAGCAUUCCUCAAAUGGCCAACUUGUUGAUCGAAAGAACGCAGAACACGAACUGGUGCGUCGUGUUCAAGUCGUUGAUAACCAUUCAUAAUCUGAUGUGCUACGGUAACGAGCGGUUUCUGCAGUACCUGGCGUCGAGUAGCACAAAUGUGAACCUCAACAACUUCCUGGACAAAACUACUGUGCAAGGUUACGACAUGUCCACGCACAUACGUCGUUACGCAAAGUACAUCGGCAAGAAAAUCUACACCUACCGUACGAUGGCGUUCGACUUUUGCAAAGUGAAGCGUGGACGGGAAGAUGGGCUUUUGCGAACAAUGUCAAUCGACAAGCUUAUGCGGACACUUCCAGUAUUACAGGAACAGAUUGACUGUCUUCUGGAAUUCCAGGUGUCUCCAAGCGAGUUGAAUAAUGGUGUGAUAAACAGCUGCUUCAUCUUGCUAUUUCGAGACCUCAUACGGCUUUUCGCUUGCUACAACGAUGGCAUUAUAAAUUUAUUAGAAAAAUUCUUUGAUUUAAACAAGAAGAACUGCAAGGAAGCGCUCGACUUGUACAAAAAGUUCCUUACUCGCAUGGACAAAGUGUCGGAAUUUCUGAAAGUUGCCGAGAGUGUUGGAAUCGACAAGUCUGAAAUUCCUGACCUAGCUAAGGCUCCUAACAGCUUACUCGAAGCUCUUGAACAGCAUCUUAGUUCGUUGGAAGGCCAAAAAGUAAUCAGUAGUCAUCAGCCAUUCGUUUCUUCAGAUUGUCAAUGCUACGACACAGAUCGAAACGUCGAUACUGAUGAAUCAUCCGACUGA